Rattus norvegicus (Norway rat) is the source of this 6173-nucleotide messenger RNA. The record is from RefSeq and is a predicted model, not a curated record. Lineage: Eukaryota; Metazoa; Chordata; Mammalia; Rodentia; Muridae.
GAGCCACCAUGUGGUUACUGGGAUUUGAACUCAGGACCUUUAGGAAGAGCAGUCAGUGCUCUUAACCACUGAGCCAUCUCUCCAGCCCCCUGUGUUGUGUUCUAAUCCUUUCUUCUGAAUUGGAAGAAAAGACUUACUUAACUUUAAUUAACCCUAUAAAGACACUGAAUAACUCAUAUUCUAAAAUAUUCGAGUUAGAAAUCUCACCUACUGGGAGGAUGUGAAACAAUCAUGAUGACAAGGAUGCAGGGAUUUUGUAUCUAUCCAUCCAUCUAUCUAUCCAUCCAUCUAUCUAUCCAUCUAUCUAUCUAUCUAUCUAUCUAUCUAUCUAUCUAUCUAUCUAUCUAUCUAUCUAUCUUAGAUUAGGUCUCAUUAAGUAGCCCAGGCUGGCUUCAAAUUUGUGUUAAUCCUCUAGCCUUCUAGAAUGCUGGGAUUAGAAACGUAAACUACUGUACUCACCUGAGGAACUUUGAAAAUUUUGGGGUUUUAUUUCUGCUUUUUGAAACAGAGCCUCUCUUCAGAGCUCUGGCUGUCCUGAAGCUCACAUCACUGUAGUCCAGGCUGGCCUCAAAUUCACAGAGAUCUCUCUGCCUCUGCCUAAAGGGCACUACUGCCUGGGUGUGGUCUACCCAGACUGAAGUGCUGGGUGCACUACCACCUCCAGUUUUUAUGGAGUUUUGGGUAGGGUUUUCUGUUUGUUUGGUUCUGGGUCUUGCUACAUUACCCAGGCUGGCGCUGACCUCCUAGUCUCAAAUGAUCCCUCAGCUUCAGCCUUCAAAGUGCACAGGACAACAGGAUUGCACCACUUCACUGACUACUUUCAGAUUUUAUUAAAUAAUUUCCCUGGCCCCGUCCACUAGGAAAUAGGCCUGAGAUCAUUCUAAAACACUUUAUACCCAGAUCAAAUACUUUUUCUAAAGUUUAUUUUAUUUUAUGUAUGAGUGCUCUGCUGCAUGUGUACCUGCAUGUCAAAAGAGGGAUCCUUGUAUAGACGACAGUGAACCACCAUCUGGGAAUUGAACUCAGGAUCUCUGGAAGAGCAGCCAGUACUCUUUUUUUUUUUUUUUUUCUUUUUUCUUUUUUUCGGAGCUGGGGACUGAACCCUGGGCCUUGCGCUUGCUAGGCAAGCGCUCUACCACUGAGCUAAAUCCCCAAACCCUAGCAGCCAGUACUCUUAACCACUGAGCCAUCCCUCCAGCCCCCUCAAAUACUUUUUUCUUUCUUACUUUUUUCUUUUAAGAUUUAUUAUAUGAGCACAUAGUAGCUGUCUUCAGACAUACCAGAUGAGGAUAUCAAAUCUCUCCGUUUUGUGAGCCACCGUGUGGUGGAAUUGAACUUAGGAACUCCAGAAGAGCAGUCAGUGCUCUUCAGAUACACCAGAAGAGGGCAUCGGAUCUCUUUACAGAUGGUUGUGAGCCACCAUGUGGUUGCUGGGAAUUGAACUCAUGACCUCUGGAAGAGCAGUCGGGUGCUCUUAACCGCUGAGCCAUCUCUCCAGCCCCAGUCAGUGCUCUUAACCAAUGAGCCAUCUCUCCAGCCUUACUUUGUCUAUCGUUGAGAUGACCUUGUAUGUUUUGAUAUACAUAUAUAUAUAUAUAUAUAUAUAUAUAUAUAUAUAUAUAUAUAUAUAUAUUUGUUCUUUUUUUUUUUGGAGCUGGGGACCGAACCCAGGGCCUUGCGCUUCCUAGGCAAGUGCUCUACCACUGAGCUAAAUCCCCAGCCCUUCGCAGUCUUAUAUUAAGUAGUAUUUAGUGUGGUUAUUUGAUCUACUUUGUAUGUUGCUAAGUCAGAUGAUACAUUCUGUUGAGAGAAGGUGGAGUCUGUGUUCAUAGAGUGCUAAUCUGCGGUUUCUGUAGCCUGUGAUGUCUUAGACCUGGCUUUGGUUACUACUGACAUUAGUAGGAUAAGUUGAAGAGUAUUUCUGCUUGCAUUGGCCAGCCUUCACUGCUGUGUCAAACUACCUGGGAUUCUAAGCAUGGAUCACAAAUUCAUGGAUCACAAACUCUGGACUACACUGUUGGAAUAUAAUGUCAUCAUGGAUAUAAGGCAGUGGGGGUUGGGGAGGACAGGCAGUCAGGUAUACAGUGUUGUAUAAUACCCACAGCCUCCUGGACUUCUGCCUCUGAUAGACGGCCUGACAACUUCAAACUCAUUAUAUUAGGGAGAGAUAACUCAUCAGUUAAAGCAAGGACCACUUUUCAGGCAACCCAGGGCCCAUUCCCAACACCAACAGCAGUUCACAACUGUCUGUAAGUCCAGUCCCAGGGGAUCUGACACUCUCCUUUGAUUCUGCAGGCACUGCACACACAUGACACAUUAACAUAUAUGCAGGCAAAACACCCACAAACACAAAAUAAAGGGAAAAAAAUUUAAAGUUGUUACGCCGGUAAAAGUUUUCCUCCUAUCCAAGCCAAAGCCAGACAACAAUGAGCUUCUGGGACCCAGGAGCAGGAAUUGAGUCACCAGCAUAGAACAAAGCUAUUGAGAAUUGAACUUUAAAAGAUCCACUGUGUAUGAAAAUCAAAACUCUGGCGAUGCGAAAGUACAGACCCUGAAUUCACUGGGAUCUACCUUGGGUAAAUCCCUGAGACUCACUGUAUCCUGCUUCCCCAUAUCUGUACUAGGUUGUUGUGAUACAAAGAAGUUACAUUUAUAAACAUGCUUUGUAAGGCCUGUUAAAAGGGUGGCUACCAGGCUGGCAAGAUGUUGCAGUGGGAAAUGGUCUGUGCCACCAAGCUGGACAACCUGCUUUGACUUCUUGGAACCACAAUAGGAGAAAAGCCUUUCUCUGACUGUCUGUCUGUCUGUCUGUCUGUUUCUGUCUGUUUCUCUCUCUCUCUCUCUCUCUCUCUCUCUCUCUCUCUCUCUCUCAGGUUGUCCUCUGACCUACACACUACACAACAAACACACACACACACACACACACACACACACACACACACACACACACACACGAUGUAGCGCCCUGACACCCGUACUCAAUAGCAAUACCUUUUUUAUAUGAAUGAAAAUGCAGCUAUUACUAAUCACGGAUAGGACCUGCUAUGGUGAUCUCAGGCCAUCUGCUUGAGGCAGAAGAUCCUGAGGCUCUGGGUAUUGUACAACACUGUGCACCUUGCUGCCUGGCCUUGUCCCCAUUGCCUGACAUCCAUGAUGCCAUUCAUAUUCCGUUAGUGUUUCUCCAGAAGUCCAUGCAGCCCACCUGUGCCCUAGCAGAAUCUCCAAAGAGGUGACAUCUGAGAGAGUGCUGGGUCAGGGACCACACCAACUUCAAAAGGGCAAAGUGUUAGCUUGUAAGGCCGUGCUUUAGAAUGGCUGAGUAACCUGUGUGGGCAUUUGACGAUGGUCUACAUGUCAGUCUUUGAUUUGGCUAUGCUAGAAAUUCAGUGAUCCUGGUGGGACUAUGUAGGCUUCAGCUAGGCCCAAAAUACCAUGGUAAUUUGCCGCCUUUCUGCUCCACUGUGACCUUGUCUAGAGGCAGACUUGUUCACAACAGGACUCAAGUCAGCCAAGGGCAUCCACCACAAGCCCUCCUCUCUGUCUGCCUUGCCCCAGUCUUAGCCCAAAGUCACAUGGGUAAGUAUAAUGGGCCCUGGGGCUGGCCUCAUCCUCUCACACUGCCCUGACACAUAAGUCACACCUUUCUUCCUGAAGGUACAGUGCCAGCUCACUCCUCCAUGAUCCCACCAGUGGCAUCUGUCUGGUGAAGAGUUCCUUCCUGCUUUAUGUUUAAUUCAUAGCUAAGGUUUGGGAUGAGCUUCCCAAGAAAGAAGAGAACUCCCCUGGGGUCUUGCCCAGUUCCUGCCUGCUUUACUGGCCCACUGCCAAAGUCCCAGCCUCCUCCCCAUGACUGGGGCUGGGGAGUAGAAGCUGUCCAUGGGCUUGGGGGACAUUGUCCCUGCCAGGGUACAGCCAUCAGUUGCUAAUCCCACAGCCCUGGAAUGUCUGCAGGCCAAUCAGCAGGGUCUUUGGGGGCUCCCCGAGGGUGCUAAUAAUCCGACAAUGAUUAGCAGGGGCCACAGGGUCAGCGCAGCACACUGCCCUGCUUUCUGUUGUGGAGCAGGCUGGCCAGACACUGAAGCGGGAGUAAGGAGGCAUUUAGAAGGAGGGUUCUACGUCUCUUUUAAAGCCAGUGUACCAUGGAGGGGAGGCUGUUUGGACACAGUGAUGAUUCACUAGCUUCUUCCUUUUGUCUGGCAGCUUAGCCUGACUCCCUGAGACUGUGAAUAGCUUCAUGAAGCCUGGGAAGCAAGCCGGACGGCUGAGAGAAGCCAUGUCUGCAGCACCAGGCAGAACAGCCAUUCAGCCCGAGCCCUCCCUGUGGCUGGGAAACCAGAGCCGGUGGCUUGGUCUCUUGCUUCUGCUCCUGCCUCUCCUUGGCAUCACCUGGACAGAGGUGCAGCCACCCCAGCUGCCAAAGCAAGUUCCCAUUGUGCAAGCCUUGAGCAGGAAGGAGAGUUUCUUAAUCCUCACAACACACAACCGUCUGCGCAGCCAGGUCCACCCUUCCGCAGCCAACAUGCAGAGAAUGGAUUGGAGCGAGAGCCUGGCUCAACUAGCCCAAGCCAGGGCAGCCCUUUGUGGCACCUCAGCCACUCCGAACCUGGCAGCCACCCUGCGGAACACCCCAGACGUGGGCUGGAAUGUGCAGCUACUGCCCAUGGGCUCAGCCUCUUUUGUGGAGGUGGUCAACGUCUGGUUUGCUGAGGGGCUGCAGUACAGACAUGGGUCGGCCGAGUGUGCCCACAAUGCCACCUGUGCCCACUACACCCAGCUUGUGUGGGCCACCUCCAGUCAGCUGGGCUGUGGGUGGCAGCCAUGUUUUGUGGAUCAAGUGGCCACGGAAGCCUUCGUCUGUGCCUAUUCCCCUGGAGGCAACUGGGAAAUAAAUGGGAAGAUGAUCGCCCCUUACAAGAAAGGCCCCUGGUGUUCCCUGUGCACAGCCAGUGUCUCGGGCUGCUUCAAGGCCUGGGAUCAUGCAGGGGGCCUCUGUGAGGUUCCCAGGAACCCAUGUCGCAUGAGCUGCCGAAAUCUCGGACAUCUCAACAUUAGCACCUGUCGCUGUCACUGUCCCCCUGGCUACACAGGGAGGUACUGCCAAGUGCGCUGCAGUAUACAGUGUGUGCAUGGCCGAUUCCAGAGAGAAGAAUGUUCCUGUGUCUGCGAUAUCGGCUAUGGCGGAGCCCAGUGUGCCACCAAGGUGCACUUUCCCUUUCAUACCUGUGACCUGAGGAUUGAUGGAGACUGCUUCAUGGUGUCUCCCGAGGCAGACACCUAUUAUGGAGCCAAGAUGAAAUGUCAGGGAAAAGGUGGGGUGUUAGCCCAGAUUGAGAGCCAGAAAGUGCAAGACAUCCUUGCCUUCUACCUGGACCACCUGGAGACCACCAACAAGGUGACUGACAGUGACUUUGAGACCAAGAACUUCUGGAUUGGGCUCACCUACAAGGCAGCUAAGGACUCCUUCCGCUGGACUACUGGAGAACACAAGUCCUUCACCAGUUUUGCCUUUGGGCAGCCUGACAAUCAGGGGUUUGGGAACUGUGUGGAAAUGCAGGCAUCUGCCGCCUUCAACUGGAAUGACCAACGCUGUAAAACUCGAAACCGUUAUAUCUGUCAGUUUGCUCAGAAGCACUAUUCCCAGUGGGAGCCGGGGCCCUGAGCCUGGCCCAACAGCUCUCCUGCCAGCUUCUGAAUGCACAGACCGUUUCCUUGACUGCUCACCUGUGGGAAACAAGUGCCUGGCUGGGACUGAAUGCCCAACAUCCUGAGCAGUCUCAGACCUAACGCCAUGCCGCCAUGCCAUAUGCUGGGUAGGAUAGUGUAGGUUGGUGUCAUUAUGCAGGUGAAGGCAGGUACAGGGUAGAAUGAGAUCUGUCAUUGGAUGAGAAGGAAGGAUGGGCGGGAGAAAAGUUUUAGAGAGGGAGGAGACGGGAGCCAGGGGGAGAGCAGCUGAGAGAACAUGGAGGCGGAUGUUAAGAUUUCUCUCUGCACAUUUACAGGUUGUUAUGACUAUUCUUAAGGAAUAGAUGUGUACAGGAUUCUGUGUGUCUAGAUGAACAAACUAUGUCUUAUGUAGGUGGGCAGUUUAUAUCCUUAUCAAUUGGUUGUAAGUUAGUUGUGUGGAUGCAUUGUACACUGAGUAAUUAACAUAUAAAUCUGGUUGUUGGGUUACA